AUGGGCUUCCUCGACUGGAACGACGGUGCCUCCGUCCUCUCAGGCAGAUCUCGCCGUCACAAAUCCUCUCGCUCUCACAAGAAGCGCCGUUCGCGAUCCCGCUCCCGCUCUAGCUCCCGUGAGCGUGAGCGUGGUCGUGGUGGCUUCGCCGAUAUGGCAGACUCCUUCUUUGGCGGAGAUCGCUAUGGCAAGCACAAUUCCUCGCGCUCUUCAUUCUUUGGGCUUGGCGGUAACAACAGCCGCUCCAGCUUCUUUGGAAACAGUCGCUCGUCUUACUACAAGCGCUCCCCACGUCAAGGCUUCGUCCAGAAGACAUACAAGCAACUCAAACGUCUCCUCCGCGACCUCGUCCACUGGGCUAAGCGCCACCCAUGGAAGGUUUUCUUCGUCGUUAUCAUGCCCCUCAUCACGGGCGGAGCUCUGACUGCCCUUCUUGCCCGCUUCGGCCUCCGUAUCCCACCAGCCAUUGAGCGCAUGCUCGGUGUCGCCUCCAAGGCUGCCACCGGCGACUCCUCCGGCCUCGUAGGCGAAGCUGUCCGCAUGGCCAGCGGUUUCGGCGGCAACAGCGCUGUUCGCGUAGAGCGCGACACGCACUCCUACAGCGGUGGCGGCGGUGGUGGCGAUACUUGGGGCGGUUUUGCUGAUAUGGCCAAGAAGUGGAUGUGA
Fusarium fujikuroi IMI 58289 is the source of this 666-nucleotide messenger RNA. RefSeq lists its product as uncharacterized. The transcript is spliced from 2 exons. Bases 1 to 666 code for a protein of 221 amino acids. Lineage: Eukaryota; Fungi; Ascomycota; Sordariomycetes; Hypocreales; Nectriaceae. The record is from RefSeq and is a predicted model, not a curated record.